AUGGCAAUAUCCGGUCGUGAUAAAGGCUUGAUUGUCCUGGCAAUUGUGCUUGCAAUCAUUAUCGCCCAAAUUCUCUGCUACCACUUCAAGCGUUACCCAGGUCGGCGAUCAGGCGCCAUCGAGAACAUUGAGAUCCACGCCAUAGCCAGAAGAGCGCGCGAGGUCGAGGCAGGCGAAGGCGCUGAGCCGGUACAGAAUGACUCCUCCUCCUCCUCCUCAUCUUCCUCAUGGACGACAAAUUCAUCGUCAGCGUCGUCGAUUGCAUCGGUUCCGCCCAUCAGGUUGGCAAGAAUCGGGGUUGUCGCUGCGCCGCCGCCGCGACCGCCGCGGUCGCCGAUGCCAGUGUACUCACUUUAUCCGACGCCACAAGAGAUUACUCUUGAAUGGGCGCCGCCUCAAAAACCACCGCCAGUCUACACGGUCGCUUGA
Messenger RNA from Pestalotiopsis fici W106-1, 429 nucleotides. RefSeq lists its product as uncharacterized. The transcript has a single exon. NCBI's taxonomy places the organism in Eukaryota, Fungi, Ascomycota, Sordariomycetes, Amphisphaeriales, Sporocadaceae. Bases 1 to 429 code for a protein of 142 amino acids. The record is from RefSeq and is a predicted model, not a curated record.